AUGGGAGCUGAACACUCGAAGGACAAGCAUCAGAGAAGAAUGUUUUUGCUGAGGAAAGGUCAGAGACUUCCUGCAUGGGAAGAAGCUCUUAUCUCAGGAAAAGAUCCAAAGUCACUGCUGAAGCGUGGAUUGCGUUAUGUCAGUGUGAGCCUCAUCAUGAAGGGGAUGACAAAUGUGCCUGAUUUUUUGUGGGGCUUGUCAGAGGUGCAGAAAUUGAACCUUUCACACAACCAGCUGGUGGUUCUUUCUCCGGCUUUGGGGAAACUAGACAGAUUAGCAGUGCUGAACUUGUGUGGCAAUCGCCUCAAGUGUCUGCCUAACGAGACCGGGCUACUCAGAAACCUGAAGGUUUUAUUUGUCGAUAUGAAUUGCCUGAGUGAAGUGCCAGCAGAGCUCAGUCUGUGCACAAAGCUGGAAGUUUUGAGCCUUUCGCACAAUUGCAUCUCACAACUCCCUUCAAGCUUCACUGAUUUGACAAACCUAAGGAAGCUGAAUCUGAGUAACAAUCGUUUUGUUCACAUCCCCUUAUGUGUUUUUGCAUUGAGGGGUUUAGAUUUCUUGCACUUAGGCUCCAACAGACUUGAAAACAUUGCAGAAAGUGUCCAGUACCUGGUAAAUUUGCAGAUCUUUAUUGUAGAAGAUAACAAUAUUCGCACCUUGCCACGGUCUCUCUGCUCCAUCACUGCACUUGAGUUACUAAAUGUAGCUUACAAUUCUAUUCAGACCCUUCCACAUGAUCUCUAUCUGCUGCACAGAUUGCCAAAAAUUGCUUGGAAUCCAAUGGAUAAAGGGCUCCAUAUUUCACAUAACCCAUUGUUCAGACCACUGCCAGAGAUUGUAGAGGGAGGACUGGAUGUGCUCUUCAACUACCUUAAAGAGAAAAAGCAACACAACUAA
Messenger RNA from Trachemys scripta elegans, 897 nucleotides. It is a transcript of the gene LRRC30, whose product is annotated as leucine rich repeat containing 30. The record is from RefSeq and is a predicted model, not a curated record. The coding region runs from base 1 to 897 and encodes 298 amino acids. NCBI's taxonomy places the organism in Eukaryota, Metazoa, Chordata, Testudines, Emydidae. The transcript has a single exon. Gene Ontology annotation, molecular function: protein binding.